This is a messenger RNA of Paramecium tetraurelia, 780 nucleotides long. RefSeq lists its product as uncharacterized. The record is from RefSeq and is a predicted model, not a curated record. Lineage: Eukaryota; Ciliophora; Oligohymenophorea; Peniculida; Parameciidae. The transcript has a single exon.
AUGAGGUCUAUACUUCAUUUUAUUAUUCUAAAAAAGAGAAUUUUACCAUAUUUUCUUUAACCCAAUUUAAGAAUAUAGGAUCUGAGCAAAUUCAGAAUAAAUGGCUGUGUAAGCAUAGUAUAUCUUAGAAAUAUUAUAAUGAAAUAAAUAAUCUAGAUUUUUCUAAGUUUUCAUAUUGAUCGAAAUACUUUAAAACAAAUUAUUCUUAAUAUUUAUAAGUUUACAUAGUUCCAGUUUAAAUUCCAUGAUUACCUUUUGAGAGAGCAUAUAGGAUAUGAACUAAUUAAUACUCAUCAGGUUCUUGUAAUUAAUAUUCUAAUAAAAAGAUUAAAUCAUUAAAGUCUUGAUAGAGUUGAAUACAUACUUGGAACUUUCAAGAAGGAAAUAUCCAGAAGAAUUCUUGUUACAAUAGUAAAUAAAUAUUUUUAACCUGUUAAAUUAAAUUAUAAUAAUCAAGUGAAUAUCAAUCAGCUAAAUGAUCUAAUUAAUCAGCAAAAAUAAAAUACAAUAAAUCUUUAAGACUUUAGCAUAUUUAUCAUGAUUAAAUAUUCUAAAUGCAUAAAAAGCUUCAAUAGUUUAAUCUACAUUCAAUUUUUCUUGAGAGAUAGUGAUGAAUUUGUGGUUUAACUAUAUUUCAAUAAUUCCGAAAUCUUUUAGAUAUCUUCUUUAAUUAUCAAUUAUUAUUGUAGCAUCCAUGCAAUUUUUUGGAUUUCCUUAAAGUUUGCCUAAGAAAUUGCAUCCUUCAGUUUAGUAAAAAGAUCAGGCAACUUUUUAUCGUGA